Molecule: messenger RNA, 2599 nt
Organism: Sardina pilchardus (European sardine)
Lineage: Eukaryota; Metazoa; Chordata; Actinopteri; Clupeiformes; Clupeidae
Gene: ace2
Product: angiotensin I converting enzyme 2
Exons: 18
Coding region: 1-2433 (810 amino acids)
Biological process (GO): proteolysis
Cellular component (GO): plasma membrane
Molecular function (GO): peptidyl-dipeptidase activity; metallopeptidase activity
Source: RefSeq, a predicted model, not a curated record
AUGUCUGUGAGGGUUCUGCUGGUGUUGGCUGUGGUGGUGGGGGCGGCGGCCCAGUCGGAGCUUGAGCUGCGCGCUAAAGAGUUCCUGAAGAGGUUUGACGGGAACGCCACAGAGCUGAUGUACCAGUACUCAUUAGCCUCCUGGGAAUACAACACCAACAUCACCGAGGAGAACUCUCAGAAACUGGCUGAACAGGGAGCCAUCUGGGGUGCUUUCUACAGCACGGUCUCAGACGAAGCUCAGUCGUUCCCCCUCGAUCAGAUCACUGACCUGGAGACUAAACUGCAGCUCAUGACGCUGCAGGACAAAGGCUCGGGAGCGCUGGACGCAGACAAGGGGGCGCACCUUAGUAAGCUGAUGAGCGAGAUGAGCACCAUCUACAGCACGGCCACAGUGUGUAAAGUGGACGACCCCUUUGACUGCCAGACUCUUGAGCCAGGCCUGGAGCACGUGAUGGCUAACAGCAGAGACUACUAUGAGCGCCUGCACGUGUGGGAGGGCUGGCGGGUGGAGGUUGGGAAGAGGAUGAGGCCGCUGUACGAGGACUACGUGGACCUGAAGAACGAGGCAUCCAGACUCAACGGAUUCAAAGACUAUGGUGAUUACUGGAGAUGGAACUAUGAAACCAUUGAGGAGGGCAAGUAUAAAUACACGCGCGAUGAGCUCAUGGAUGACGUCCGUCAAGUUUAUAAAGAGAUCUUACCCCUGUACACUGAACUGCAUGCGUACGUGAGGUCCAAACUGCAGCAGACCUACCCCGGCCAUAUCCGCUCUGAGGGAGGACUCCCUGCCCACCUCCUGGGUGACAUGUGGGGAAGAUUUUGGACAAAUUUGUACUCACUCUCUGUCCCUUACCCUGAAAAAACUGAUAUUGAUGUCAGUGAUGCUAUGGUUGCACAGAAAUGGACUGUUGACAGGAUGUUCAAGGAGGCCGAGUCCUUCUUUAUGUCAGUUGGCCUUUACAAAAUGAAUGAGAAUUUCUGGAACGACUCAAUGCUUGAGAAACCAGUUGAUGGCAGGAGUGUAGUGUGCCACCCAACAGCAUGGGACAUGGGCAAUCGCAAGGACUUCAGAAUUAAAAUGUGUACAAAGAUCAACAUGGAUGACUUCCUGACUGUCCACCAUGAGAUGGGGCACAACCAGUACCAGAUGGCCUACAGUAACCUCUCCUACCCCCUGAGGGACGGAGCCAACGAGGGCUUCCAUGAGGCGGUGGGGGAGAUCAUGUCCCUGUCCGCCGCCACCCCAUCACACCUGCUGGCCUUGGGGCUUCUGCCGGCUGACUUCACAGAGGACAAAGACACUGAGAUCAACUUCCUGUUGAAGCAGGCGCUCACCAUCGUGGCCACGAUGCCCUUCACCUACAUGCUGGAGGAGUGGCGCUGGCAGGCCUUUCAGGGCACCAUCCCCAAGGACCAGUGGAUGCUGCGCUGGUGGAGCAUGAAGAGAGAGCUGGUGGGGGUUGUUGAGCCUCUUCCCAGAGACGAGGCGUAUUGUGACCCUCCUGCUCUGUUCCACGUCUCUGGAGACUACUCCUUCAUCCGCUACUUCACCAGGACUGUCUACCAGUUCCAGUUCCAGGCAGCGCUGUGUGCUGCUGCUGGGCAUACUGGACCUCUAUUCAAGUGUGACAUCACUAACUCCACCCAAGCAGGCACCAAACUUAGGUCGAUGUUAGAGUUGGGGAGAUCAAAGUCUUGGACCAGAGCUUUGGAACAAAUUUCUGGAGAAACCAAGAUGAAUUCCCAGCCGCUUCUAGACUACUUUAAAGACCUCCACGACUGGCUGAAGAAGGAUAAUGAUGCCAACAACAGAACACGAGGAUGGGACCAAAGCAUAGACCCGUAUUCUGCGGAUGCUUUGAAAGUGAGGCUGAGUUUGAAGGCUGCUUUAGGAGAGCAGGCUUACACCUGGACUGCUGACGAGAUGUUUUUGUUCAAGACCACCAUGGCCUAUGCACUGCGACGCUACUACUCAGGGAAGGGGGAGGAGCUACAGUUUGGGUCGGCCAACGUGCACGUGUAUAAAGAGACCAAAAGAGUGUCUUUCUACUUUGUUGUGACACAUCCCACUGACUCAGCCAAGCUCAUCCCAAGAGAAGAGGUGGAGGCUGCCAUACGACUGUCCAGAGGGCGCAUCAACAGCGCGUUCCAGCUGAGCGAUGACACUCUUGAGUUCGAGGGUCUCCUGGCCACGCUGGCGCCGCCUGUGGAGCAGCCCUUCUCCGUGUGGCUGGUGGUGUUCGGGGUGGUCAUGGGUCUGACCGUCCUCCUGGGCGUCUACCUCAUCAGCAUGGGCAUCGUGGACAGGAGGAGGAAAUCCAAGAAGGUAGAAGAGACCAAGUCCAUUCCUAACCCUUAUGCUGACGGCACAAAUGGUGUGGCAAACGGAGGAUUUGAGAACGAAGAUCAUGAUUAUCAAACAGUCAUGUAACUUCACUGAUGACCAUGUGAUGACAUGUGAAGGAAUAGUUUAUGUAUUGGCCAUUACAGUCUACCACUACAGCACAGACAACACACUACACACUUCUUGAAGGAAAUUGUUUAUAAAGUGCUCAUUAUAGACUGAUUUCAUAGAAACAAACAUUAAUGGAAUAAAC